AUGGAAAAACAACAGUGCGUCAUCGCGCAGGAUGACGGUAAGAAGGCGAAUUUGAGCAUACAGUGGAAUCGUUGGUUGUUGACAUCGAUCGGUGCCUGGCCAAAUUUAAGCAAGUCGAGAAUAGGAAAAUGUUAUUCUUUGUUGAUCAAUAUUAUUUGUUACGGUUUGAUCGGUUUUAUGCUCGUGUCUUGUAGCAUGUUUUUGAUGAUGGAAAUCAAGAAGGUAUAUAACAGAAUCAAAAUGAUUGGUCCAUUGAGUUUCUUCUUGAUGACAUUCAUGAAAUAUUAUUUGCUAUUAUUCCAUGAAAAUGAUAUACGUGAAGGUAUCGAAUGCAUCGAAUGGGACUGGAAGAACGUGAAACAUCAAGAAGACAGGAAUAUCAUGAUCGCGUAUGCGAAUUAUGGAAGAAAAUUAAUAUUUAUUUGCAUAUUUUUCAUGUAUAGUGCAUUUGCAUUUUACUAUCUAGUCUUACCGUUUAGCGUGGGGAAAAUAGAAGAUGGAAAUUUGACGUUUAUUCAAUUACCAUUUCCUUCGUCGAGUUUGAUCGCUGAUGUACAUUACAGUCCUUACAAUGAAAUCGUAUUGUCCGUUCAAAUUCUGACAGGUGUUGUGAUGCACGCUAUAACAUCGGCAGCUUGUAGUAUAGCCGCUGUAUUCGCAGUGCAUGCAUGUGGACAAAUGCAGGUGUUGAUGAACUGGUUGGAUCAUUUAGUGGAUGGCCGAUCGGAUAUGAGCAAGGCUAUAGAUGACAGGAUUGCAAAUAUUAUAAUUCAACAUGAUCGAAUAUUGAAAUUUUUGGCACUUACAGAAAAAGCGCUUCAGCAAAUAUCUUUUGUAGAAUUUUUAGGUUGUACUGCGAAUAUGUGUCUUCUCGGAUAUUAUUUAAUAGUGGAAUGGAAUCCGAAAGAAAUAAUACUUUCAGUAACUUACGUAGCUUUAAUCAUAUCUAUCACUUUCAAUAUCUUCAUAUUUUGUUAUAUAGGCGAUUUGGUUGCCGAACAGUGUCAGAAAGUCGGUGAAAUGGCGUAUAUGAUCGAAUGGUAUCGAUUAACAGGCAAAAAAAAACUUUGCUGCAUUUUGAUCAUUGCAAUGUCCAAUUCAUCGGUAAAAUUUACAGCUGGAAAUAUGGUUGAAUUAUCCAUCUAUACUUUUAGCGAUGUCAUUAAAACAUCGGUGGCUUUCUUAAACAUGUUUCGAGCAUUGACUUGA
Messenger RNA from Apis laboriosa (Himalayan honeybee), 1209 nucleotides. RefSeq names its product odorant receptor 22c-like (gene Or25). The transcript is spliced from 5 exons. Gene Ontology annotation, cellular component: plasma membrane. Gene Ontology annotation, biological process: detection of chemical stimulus involved in sensory perception of smell; sensory perception of smell. Gene Ontology annotation, molecular function: odorant binding; olfactory receptor activity. The coding region runs from base 1 to 1209 and encodes 402 amino acids. Lineage: Eukaryota; Metazoa; Arthropoda; Insecta; Hymenoptera; Apidae. The record is from RefSeq and is a predicted model, not a curated record.